AUGGAGUCCUUGAAUACUGAGAUGCAGACAAAAAUCUUGUUAAAACUUUUAAAGCUUUUGAUUUUUAAAUUAUUCUGCAAAGUUUUACUUCACAGACAGUUGAAAAACGAGUUGGUAACAAGCUAUACGUUAAAAAUAUCACCACAUCUUAGUAGAGAUAAACGUUUGGACGAUUUUCAAUAG
Messenger RNA from Clunio marinus, 183 nucleotides. NCBI's taxonomy places the organism in Eukaryota, Metazoa, Arthropoda, Insecta, Diptera, Chironomidae. The record is from the annotation of a GenBank genome assembly.